Molecule: messenger RNA, 1333 nt
Organism: Patiria miniata (bat star)
Lineage: Eukaryota; Metazoa; Echinodermata; Asteroidea; Valvatida; Asterinidae
Exons: 5
Coding region: 112-1011 (299 amino acids)
Source: RefSeq, a predicted model, not a curated record
UACUGCACGAAAUGUGUGAAAUUUGUGGCUGACGAUUUCUACUUAUAUUAAGUUUUCAAAGUCGUACCACCCCUUUAAUGUCUUCUGAGGCUCCAGAGAUAUCCAACAUAAAUGGACAAGCGUCUCAAGGAACACAAGGCUCUAUCGCCACGCUAUGAUGGCGUACCACUCCGAUAUGAAGACAGCAAACCCGUGCAGACACAGAUGCACACACAUCAAAAUAUCCUGGACAUUGGUCAGAACAUUCACACCCAGUGGGAGGUACAAGCUGAGAAUGAGAGAGAUCAAGCUGUCAGUGCGGCCCAACACAAAGUAUGGCAGGAAGCCGAACACAUGAAGAAUGUAGCAUUGGAGAAAUGCAGAGAACUAGCCAAAGAAGAGAUGGAAAAAGCCAUUGCCGAUCUGAAACACAGACAGGAGAAGGCACUCAAGGAAGAGGCAUUAAGAGUUGAAGGCAUCAUGACGCAGCAGGCCACAGAACAAGUGAAACAGGAGAAACAAGCAGGGCAGACGAUCUUGAGAGAGACCGUGGAGAAGGUACAAGCACAAGGACUAAGAGAGAAAGAUGAGGCGGUGUCACAAGCCAGGAAAGAGGAGGUGGAGAUCGCGAGGGAAGAAGCGGAGAGAGUUGCAAGAGUGACAGCUGACAGAGAAGCAGAAACAGCCAAAUCGAGCGCGGAGGCGAAAUCCAAAGCUCUAGCAGCCUUAGAAGAGCGGAUGAAACGGGAACGCAUCGACGCCGUCCACACCGCACAGAUGGAGGAACGUCACGUUGCCGCCAUUGAGCUAGGUCGAGUCAAAUCAGCCCACCAAUCAGAAAUAGAGAAACUCCAAGAAACAAUCCGGAAUUUGGAAUCGAGGAACGAAGAGACUUUGAAGGAAGUGGAGCGUGAAUGUGAGCAGAAGAAACAGUGGGAAGCCAAGUUCCACAACAUGAAGGAUUCCUAUCAGCUCUUCAUUAACAAAACCAAAGGGUUCGAUUCAGGACAGGCUGAUUUCCUUCUGAAGUGAACUCGGAGUUUUCUGCUUGCCAGAGGGUCACACAAAGUGGGAGAGGUAGCGGUAGGACUGAGAAAAUCGGAAGAGAAAGCUUGUGAUAAAAGAAUUCUGAAAUUGUUUUUCUAGAUUUCCCCUGCUGGAUUUGUUGAUAGUUGUAGAUACUUGGUACGUGUAUUGUGUGUGAGCUUUAUUGCCAUUUGAUCCGUAUUGGGAAAAUGGCAUGUAUUGUGUUUGCUGUUUGCUAGCCGCUUCUUUCAACCGCAAGAAAUGCUUGUUGUCACUCAGACAUUAAUUCGAGCUGCUUUUUGUGCCUGUUCCAGUUGUGCCUGUUCCU